AUAUUGUGUGUUUGGUGGCUGAUGAAGCUCUGGCAAAAUUGUUGUCCACACCUUCAGUUUCCCUUAAACUUACCAAUGGACUGUGUUUUAUGAUCCUCUAUAUGCUGUGGUAAUUCCAUUUGCUUGUGCACCUUUCUUCCUUACACUUAACUUUCCACCACCAUGCGUGGAUACCGCAUUUUGUGCACUGUCCUCUUAAGAGAUAAUCUGUUGAGACUUACGCUCCCUGCGGAAGAUGUCCGUCUGCCGGACAAAUGUCAGGUCAGCAAUCUUCCCCGUGAAUAUAAAUUCAUAUUAAAAAUUAUGUUAACACGAUUGUUUCCAAUCAAUAUAUAUAAUCAGAUUUUUACUUUUUGAACAGAAUUAAGGGGAAAAACAUUUGAAACAAGCUAAAAAUUUAGAAGCACCUGUAAGCCUGUUAUGGACUUCACUGCUCCCUGUUUAUUUAUUAGUCUCAAUUUUAUUUCGUCCAGAGCGCUAAAACUGAACAUCAAAGAUGAAGCAGCAGAGCAAGAAGGAUGAAAACGAGCACAAAUGAGCCAUGUGAGGAGGGGAUCAGGCCGUAUUUGCAUAAAAAGGCAACUCGGGGUGAUUAUGAGCCAGUGCGCCGAGGAGUGAGGCGCAGUUGUGUCAGUGCUCUGCUGCAAAAUCCUGAAAUGAAUUCAGCAGAAGAGAGAGGGAGAAGGAACCCUGGUUAGAAAAAGGGGGAGUAUCCAAAGGUGAGGAACCGAGAGGGAGCGGAUAAAUAGAAGAGGAGAGGAGGAGCAGGAGGAGGAGAGAAGAGAAGCCGAUUGCUGCAGCUCAUACGCGCUAACGCAGGAGUUUAAUUUCCCUUCAAUGACAAUUUAAUUAGCGGUGCGCCAAGAUUACGCACUCUGCCGACGCAUCCAACUUUUUUCUUCUCCUGUCGCUUAACCGGGCCGAUCCUCGCUGGCAAACAGUGGAUCUUCGCUCAUCCCUCGGACCUCGGACUCGGAUCUCCUGCGCUUGAGAGCAGCAUCGGGUGUCUGAAUCUGUGAUGGGGGCAGCGGCUGAGGUUGGGAGCUUCGCCAACGGGUUUUUGGACAGCUUUGGUGUCGCGCCGGCUUCGGUUGGUUCGCAUUUUGUUCUCCCCCCGGCGGGGGCCGUGGACUACAACUCUGCAACGGGACUGGUGCUGGGAGGACAGGGGCUGCAGCAGCACCAGCAGGAGCACCUGGUGUCCGCGGAGAGACUCUCCCGGAGCCUUGCGGACCUCAGCCACCUGAAAGGGAUUCUGAGGCGGCGGCAGCUUUACUGCAGGACCGGCUUUCACCUGGAAAUCCACGCGGACGGUACCGUGCAGGGCACCAGGAAAGACCACAGCAGAUUCGGUAUUCUGGAGUUCAUCAGUCUUGCAGUUGGAUUGGUCAGCAUCAGAGGGGUGGAUAGUGGCCUUUACCUAGCCAUGAACAACAAGGGAGAGCUGUACGGAUCGGAGAAGCUGUCAGCAGAGUGUGUUUUCAGGGAGCAGUUUGAGGAAAACUGGUAUAACACUUACUCUUCAAACAUUUACCGGCAUGGGGAGAAAGGUGCUUUUUACUUCGUUGGGCUAAACAAAGAUGGGACGUCACGGAACGGAACAAGGUCCCGGAGGCAUCAGAGGUUCACACACUUCCUGCCGAGGCCUGUAGAUCCAGAGAGAGUCCCAGACCUGUACAGAGACAUACUGGGCCAGAGCUGAGGACGAAAGCUGAUUUUGCCCCGACGCAACCAAAACUGGUUGGAGGCAACAGGCCAAUUAAGUGUGCCGAAUGUCAUCCCCUUCCUUUACGGAGUAUAGAGUAUCUUGCUGAUCUGGACGGAACAAGAGUGAAGAAAGCACCAAAUCCAGUCCAUGCUGCUGGGAUAAAGCAAGAAGGAAAAAGUCUGAGAUAGGUCUUGGAAAUGAGGAGUAGAAAACAAGCACACUCUUUCAAGGGAACAUGGAUGAUGUUCCUCAAAUGUUUCUCUGUGGCAUAUGGAAAGAAACUCCAAAUGGAUAUUUUUUUUUUCUUUUAUUAGUUGUUGUUUUACAAAAUACAAAUAAAGCCUGUUCAGAUUGCAUGCUCAGAUGGACAGAACUGGAUCUGAUAGUUGAGAUGAAUCAUCUGCUGCUGGUAGGCUUUCGUAGCCAUGUCUGCUGGGACUUCACUGCUCCCCUUCAGUAGAUCAGUAGACAUUUUAUUUAAAAAAACAAAACAAACAAAACAUUAAUGAGGCUGCUACAGCUGGUUUGCAUUAAAUAAAAUUGUACUUUUAUGCACUGGAAAGCAGCCAUGCUUGUUCUGGAAAUCAGCUGCUGCUCAGAAACGACAACUCUUCUGCAAAGUUCAAGAAGACGACGGAAUGAAAGGCGGGUCCAAUCAGGUUUCAUUCGGACAUCGACAAAACUCUUUUUGGUUGAAGCAUGAGGGACUCGUUCAGUGAAGGAAUUUUAUAUGUUCUACAACCCGACUAUCUACAGUCAGACAGUGAGAAUCGGACUGACAAAAGACAAAGACAAACAUUUUGAUGGAUUUUAUUAUUUAUAUUUUUUUUCUUA
Fundulus heteroclitus (mummichog) is the source of this 2542-nucleotide messenger RNA. Its product is annotated as fibroblast growth factor 20. Gene Ontology annotation, molecular function: growth factor activity; fibroblast growth factor receptor binding. The transcript has 3 exons. Gene Ontology annotation, biological process: cell differentiation; regulation of cell migration; animal organ morphogenesis. The record is from RefSeq and is a predicted model, not a curated record. Gene Ontology annotation, cellular component: cytoplasm. NCBI's taxonomy places the organism in Eukaryota, Metazoa, Chordata, Actinopteri, Cyprinodontiformes, Fundulidae. The coding region runs from base 1019 to 1702 and encodes 227 amino acids.